This is a messenger RNA of Myxocyprinus asiaticus (Chinese sucker), 2342 nucleotides long. Its product is annotated as protein artemis-like. The transcript is spliced from 14 exons. Bases 130 to 2208 code for a protein of 692 amino acids. NCBI's taxonomy places the organism in Eukaryota, Metazoa, Chordata, Actinopteri, Cypriniformes, Catostomidae. Gene Ontology annotation, biological process: interstrand cross-link repair; protection from non-homologous end joining at telomere; double-strand break repair via nonhomologous end joining. Gene Ontology annotation, molecular function: 5'-3' DNA exonuclease activity; damaged DNA binding. The record is from RefSeq and is a predicted model, not a curated record.
UGUGCCAAAAGGAGGAAAGACAGAUGCCACCGGGGUGCAGCUCCUCAAACUUAGAGAGAGCUUGGGCUAGGAUGAUGUCCUGAACUUUUGGGUGUUUUUUGAUAUGAGAUUAAACAACAUGCAGUCAGCAUGAGCUCUUUCGCUGGACGCAUGAAGGAGUAUCCCACCAUCUCUCUGGACCGAUUUGACAGGGAGAAUUUACACGCCAGAGCCUAUUUCCUCUCUCAUUGCCAUAAAGAUCAUAUGAAAGGAUUGAAAGGACCUUUGCUGAAGAGAAAGCUGAAGUUCAGUUUAACUGUCAAGCUGUAUUGCUCAUUUGUGACAAAGGAGCUCCUGCUUAGUAGCCUAAAGUAUGCAUUCUGGGAGGACCAUAUUGUUGCCCUGGAACUGGACAGUCCAACUCACAUCUCUCUGAUAGAUGAAAUCACCGGAGAAUCGGAGGAUGUUGUAGUCACUUUGCUCCCUGCAGGACACUGUCCGGGAUCAGUCAUGUUUCUCUUUGAGGGUGCUCAGGGUACCGUGUUGUACACGGGAGACUUCAGGCUGGCUAUUGGAGAUGCAGCCAGAAUGGAGAACUUGCACUCUGGAGACAGGGUAAAAGACAUUCAGAGUGUUUAUCUCGAUACUACAUUCUUUGAUCCCAAGUACCAUCAGAUCCCUAGUCGGGAGGCUUGUUUAACAGGGAUAAUGCAGUUGGUACAAGACUGGAUUUGUAGGAGUCCAUACCAUGUAGUUUGGUUAAACUGUAAAGCAGCGUAUGGUUACGAGUACCUGUUCACCAACUUGGGACAGGAGUUCAGCUCACAGAUACAUGUGAACAGCUUGGAGAUGUUCAAGAAAAUGCCUGAAAUACUGUGUCACAUGACCACCAACCGUUCAACGCAGAUCCAUGCUUGCAGGCAUCCCAAGGAUGAUGAGAUGUUCAGGGCAAACAGGUUGCCAUGUGGCUCCAUAGCGGCAGACGGCACUCCACUAAACAUCAUCAGCAUCAAACCCUCAACCAUAUGGUUUGGAGAGCGGACCAAAAAGACUUCAGUCAUUGUCAAGAUGGGUGGCAGUUCCUAUAGAGCAUGCUUUUCAUUUCAUUCUUCUUACACAGAGGUUAAGGACUUUCUAUCCUACAUUUGUCCUGUUAACAUCCACCCUAAUGUCAUUCCUUUCGGCCAAACACUGGAGGACAUCACAGAACUGUUGAAGCCACUGUGUAGAAAACACUCUGGAAUGGAAGAGAUUGUCUACAAACCGCUUGGAACACUCAAAACAACCAGAAAGAGGUGCACAUCACAUGGGUCGGACAGUGAUGAUGACUUAUUUGACAAGGUUGCCAUGGCGCCAAGGAGGCGGAAAUUGGCAUCGACUGAUACGACCAAGGUGGCAGUAAAAAUACAGUCUCAUAACCCUAAUAAAACUGCUACUGAUAAGGACCAAAUUUACACCACCCUAGAGCGUAGUCCUUCCAUUCACACUUCCAAUUACAUGGACUGCACGGAAUCUAACGAUGAUGAUGAUGAUGAUGAUGAUGAUGAUGUUGAGCUUUUAAACAUUACAGCUGAGGAACCACCUAAUCCAUCUGAUGUUACUUCACCACCUCCGUCGGCAUGUUCAGAAAUGGCAUGCCCAAAACUGGCCCAGCCCAUAUCCAAUUUAACCACACUCGAAUCCAAGUCAGCUCCGCCCUGUUGGGAGAAGUUCUUCACAGCAGAAAAGGUGUUGACUGAUGAGAGUGAGUUGGCAAAUAGUCAGAACAGCCAAAACACUCAAACUCUUUCCACUGAAUACACAGCGUCCCAAUCGCCUGAGCUAUUUCAUGAUGAAGAUGAAGAUGACAGUAGUUCCAUUCACAUGACCUCCUCUCAAUCCACUCAUAUAUCAGAUGCAGGUAUGGAGAGCCUCAGUCAGAUGGAUACUGUUCUUGUUCAGGUGGAUGACAGUAAGGUAGUUACUAGUGACCACUGUAACCAAGGGAUCAAUGGAGUGCUUCAAGAUGGGACCAGCAAACCUGGCGAGGUAGUGUCAGAUGUGAUUGAUAAUAGUAACGUAGAGCCCAAGUCAGAGGAAGCAGUGGAACUGCAAUCAGACUCACAGGUAUCAUCAGAUUUUGAGCUUCCACCAACACCUGGUUCAAAAGUCCCACACCCAGAAGACCUGAAAGACCUGUACAAGAAGUUGGCAGCAGGGGAGGAAGUAGUCAUAAGGAGAAUUUUCUAACUUUGAGUAAUAAUUACUUUUCUGUUUGUCGUAUAAAAACUUACCUCAUCUGUUCCAUUAUUCUGUAUUGCAAUUUUGUACCUUUAGUUAAUGAAGUAAAAAAUCCUAAGUAAAUGUGUUGAAUUUUUUGUCUG